This is a messenger RNA of Ctenopharyngodon idella (grass carp), 1280 nucleotides long. Its product is annotated as coiled-coil domain-containing protein 106-like. The annotation marks the transcript as partial. The transcript has 2 exons. The record is from RefSeq and is a predicted model, not a curated record. NCBI's taxonomy places the organism in Eukaryota, Metazoa, Chordata, Actinopteri, Cypriniformes, Xenocyprididae. Gene Ontology annotation, cellular component: nucleoplasm.
UGUGUUAUUGUUUCCUUAGACAGAGGUGCAAAAAAGCAAGUAAAGAAAAUCUUGGACACGAGCACUGAAUGCAGCACCAGUGACACUGAUGAAGAGUCCCUGAUUUCUUCCUCCUCUUCAGAGUCACCUGAUAGCGACAUUCCUCGGAAGAGGAAAAGAGGACAUAAAAAGAAGACAAAGAGUGCUAGCAGGUCAAAAUCUGCCAAACACAGCUCACGUGCAACAGCCCCAGACGAUGUACUGAAGCGGUACAAUAAAGUUUUUCGUGCCUUCAACAAAGAAGGGAGCAUCAGUAAGGCAUGCACCAAAGUUGGGGUUGACCGAAAUACACUCGCAUUAACAGCUGUUGUGGCUGAAAUACAGCUUAUUGAUCCAGAGUUUUACCGAAACAUCCCGAAGUUCAGAGCCAAGGAGGAGAAACUCUUCGACUUUGCAAAGCGGUGCCUGCAGUCACUGACAGCAGACAUCAGAUCUGCCAUAGAAAAUGCCAAAAAAGAGCGUAAACUAUUACCAGUAACAUACAAGUUGAGAUAGAGAGACACAAAACCUCCAAGCUGCUUAUUUCAUGUUUAGAUGUUGGUUUAAGGUAAAUUUUGUUAUUCACGUCAGUUCACGUUGGAUGUAAUUCACAUUGAGUUCCCAAUUUUGGUUGAUGACAUACAAUUUAGUUAUACAAGCUUUUUUUUUUAUUAUUUGAUAAUGUAUAAUAUAUUUAAUUUCCAACAAUGUCAGUAUGUUAAAAGCAUAUUUAGAUUCACAAUAGCAGAGUUUUUCUAUUUUUGUUUUUUAUUUUUAUUUUAGGCAGUCUAAAGGCCCCUAUGCUGUUUUAGCGGUAACCCAGCUGCAGGUAUACUUCUAAAGUUUUACUUUAGAAUCUGUUACACUGUUGAGUGUAAUGUGUUAAUAAACAUUGUUUAUCUGUACUGCAUUCUUUUCUCUUUAAUUAACAUGUAACAUUUCACAAUGUAAGGUUAAAGUUCCUAUGAAAUUAUCAUGUAAGGACACUAAUGGCACACAACAAUGACCCUAACAAUUACACUUUAUAUUAAGUGGACAGUUCCUGAGGAGUUACCAUGUAAGUACACUGUGAUUAAAGUGUUGCACAGAGAAUUAGGUUUUACAUAUUACACAGUAAAUUGUGUCCAUUUUACACUUUAUAUUAAGUGGACAGUUCCUGAGGAAUUACCAUGUAAGUACACUGUAAUUAAAGUGUUGCACAGAGAAUUAGGUUUUACAUAUUACACAGUAAGUUGACCAUUUUACACUUUAUAUUGAGUGGA